Limulus polyphemus (Atlantic horseshoe crab) is the source of this 1264-nucleotide messenger RNA. Its product is annotated as major facilitator superfamily domain-containing protein 12-like. The transcript is spliced from 7 exons. NCBI's taxonomy places the organism in Eukaryota, Metazoa, Arthropoda, Merostomata, Xiphosura, Limulidae. Gene Ontology annotation, cellular component: membrane. Gene Ontology annotation, biological process: carbohydrate transport. The coding region runs from base 224 to 934 and encodes 236 amino acids. Gene Ontology annotation, molecular function: symporter activity. The record is from RefSeq and is a predicted model, not a curated record.
CACUGUCUUGUCUUGUUCUUUUCAGAAUGUUACUCUGACAAUUUUAGUAAUUGGACUACUUUUUUCUGUGGCUUUCCAUUUGUUUGUCAAGGAGAAUAAGCCCCAGGUUACGCAUCAACAGAGGGAAGGCGAUGAGGUUGAUAUUGAUCUUGAAGCCUUAGUGCAUCUAACAUGGAAGGAGUGGCUUAAACAGCCACAGUUUUACCAGAUUGGUCUACUGUACAUGGGCACCAGGUUGUAUGUUAACCUUUCUCAAGUUUAUGCACCACUAUACCUUCAAGAUUCACUUAAGCUGGAGAGAGAUAGUAUUGCUAUCAUACCACUUAUUAUUUAUCUCAGUGGUUUUGGGUCAUCAUUUUUCAUGAAGCUUCUCAACAGGAAAUUAGGAAACAAAAUAACCUAUCUUCUUGGAGCAUUAUCAGCAGUAGGUGCUUCUGUGUGGCUGUACUUUGGAUAUGGAGAUACAUUCCGUUACAUAGAAGUCUAUGCUGUUGCUGUUUUAAUAGGGAUUGGAGGUUCUACAAUGCUAAUUACUAGUCUGUCCUUGACAUCUGAUCUAAUAGGCAAUAACACGUCAAGUGGUGCAUUUGUGUUUGGGGCAAUGAGUUUUUUGGACAAAAUAUCCAAUGGUCUAGCUAUUGUGAUCAUUCAGGACAUACACCCUUGUGUGUGGUGCUGUAAGGACUGUCAGUGGUACUACCAGUAUGUUCUGGUGUUUUCUUGUGGAGGAUCAGCCAUUUUCACACUCUUCCUUCUUGCUACCUUAGCAUGUUCACCAAUAGGAGUAAAGACAAGAAGUGGAAUUGCCAGAUCUAACCGAGCUGUUGAAGAGAUUAACUACAAAAAUAAUGAUGGAGCAUCACACUUAGGUAUUCAUGACAAUGAAGAUAAUGACACAACAAAUUUAAUUGAAACUAUGAGUUCAGUCAAUUGAAAGUUGUGAGGUUUACCAAUGCCUUUUACUUUAUCCAUAUGGUCACUUGUAAUGAUGCUGCCUGAUAAGACUAUUAUAGAAAUAGACCUAUGUUUGAACAAUGUACAAGGUUUACAUAUGUUAAAGAUUCUGUUAGCAGUGUCUUACAUGUAUGAUUUUUAUGAGUUUAAUGGUACUGUUGAUUGAUUACAUUGAGUACAAAAAAGAAUGUGGACACAUUACAGAUUAAUUAUAGGUAAAAGAAUAUUAAAAAACAAUUUACAUUGUUUGUAUGUAUUAGUAUUUUUAUCAGGAUUUACUGAUUUAUAAAGUUUGACUUUUCCAUGUAAA